Dujonia railenensis is the source of this 2505-nucleotide messenger RNA. The record is from the annotation of a GenBank genome assembly. Lineage: Eukaryota; Fungi; Ascomycota; Pichiomycetes; Serinales; Debaryomycetaceae.
AUGACGAAGCAAAGGCUAUCUUCACUAGACUACCCUAGUACAAUACCGGCAAAUCUAUUCAAUCUUGACCUCAGUCUAGCGAUCGACAAGUUCCAACCGGGUGUACACUCACUGGAAGAACUAAAACCUGUAAUAUCUGUGGUGAAAAGAGCCCAGCAUAGGAAGAGAAAUACUGGUAAGACCAAGAACCCCCGGUGUGUGUCUAUGCCCAUUUUACCCCGAACUUUAAAACUGAUACAAGAAAUUAAGGAACAGGAAAGCAGCCACACGGAAAAUAAGCAAUUUGCUCAAUAUAAAGUAAAAGAUUUGCCAAAACUACCCAGUUUUCCAAAAUUAGCAUCGUUACCACCACCUCCCAUAUUACCACCAAAAAGAAAAUAUAGUAGAAGAAUGCAUAAGCCGAGCAGCAGAUCGGUUUCCAUGUUCCCACUGAGUUACAAUGUCAGUAGUACAUAUAUGGCAGUUCCAGUGGGUCCUGUUAACUAUACUUCACCUACUCAAGAUAACAGCAAUGGGGUUGCAGACGAUAUACUAGAUGAUGACUGCGAAUCUGAAACAGAAAUUAAGUCAAACUUCAAUUCCAAAUUUAAGCCGGUGUCUAAGUCAAAUUCGGUCAAGACGUACAGGAGUGCGACAAUUAGCACCACAAAGACUUCAGGAAGCUCCUACUACAGUACGACUGAUUCGUACGACUCAGAGUUCGACUCGGACUCGGGGUCUCUGUUGUCACUAACUCUGACAAAGUCUGCACUGCAAAUGAAUGUCAGUCCACCAAUACCAUCACUGAGCCAGGUUAAGCAGAUUUCUGACAGCUUGGCAAGGCCUAAGUAUAUCAUUGUAGAUGACGACGAUGAAGAAGAAAGCAUGCUCUCUGACAUUACUAUCUCUGCCGGAAAUGCUCGAAUUAAUGGUUCGAAAGCAUAUUUAGCUCCAGAGAGUGAAAUAAGCAGCAGCAGCUGUAGUAGUGAUAGUGGUAGCAGUAGUAGUUCGUUUUAUUCAGACUCGGAUGACGACUUAUCUACAGAUUUAUCUACAGAUUUAGGCUCAACUACAGAUGACAUGACUGAGCUGGAUUUGGAUACUCUGGACCUGGAAUUCCUGCAACUGGAUUCUGCACUGGUACAUUCCGAUAUAACAGUCACAAGGAGGCUUCUGCAUGUCAGUGAAUCCAGUGAAAGAAGUGGCAACAGUGAGAAGAGUAAAUCUGGUUCGAUAAGUAGCGAAACUCCAACCAUAAAAAAUGAAAAGUUACUUAAAUUUGUUGAGAGUUAUCUUGUCGACGUUAAUGAAGAGCUUCAAAUCAGGAAAGCUAGCCACGAGGUUGAUACCAAAGUCAAUGAAGUGAUAGGGAGUUUAAAUUCGCGUGGCCCGGUCUACCCAGACAAUGACUCUCAUUAUAAAAGUUCAAUCAACGCUCCGAGCAGUUACAAUGAUAGCUUGUUCAGUUCUAAGUCUUCAGCCAGAGUUUCCUAUAAAGACGAUCAUGAACCAAGCCCAUUAACUAAAGAGUUACCACAACCCCCACCUCCAAUCGAAGAAGUUUCCAGGAGUGUUUCCUUAUUGGAAGUUGCUCAAAGGCCUCAAAAGUUUGUAACUACCAAGCCUGUACCGCCGCCCGUCGUACUUCCUCCCCCACCCAUAAAAGAAAAUCAUUCUACUCCACAGGUGACAUAUUCAACACCUAUGAGGAUGCAGCAAUUUGAUGAGCUCGAUUGGUCUCCGGAAAUACAACCUUUUACUGUUUCUGAAAAAGUGUCACCAGACGAAACAAAGCCGCUCAACAUUAAAAAGACAAGAGGAUCCCAGGGGGCCCCAAGGGACCCAAUGAACAGAUACUCAACUCAGUCGUAUACAUCAGUUUCAAGUGGAUCCACCUCUUCUUUCAAAGAUGCGACACAGAGCCUUAAAGAACAUGUUAGACAGCGACCAUUCAGCUUCACUUUAGAUUCAGGUAAAGACUAUGCAUCCUCAAGGUAUUUCACCCCUGAAACUCUAAAGGCUAACAGCAACAAGAGAUGGUUUUCUGAUAACAAGAGGUAUAGCGCUCCUGUAAUGGAUAGCAGCCUAAUGCAGAUGGGUGGCAGUGCUUCUACCACCAAUAGUUCCCAUAUAAAAGGUAGCACUUCAAGCAACAAUGUGGCUAAUACAAGUAGCGGUAAUUUCAGCAUUCAAGAGAGAAAUUCUCUGGAAAAUUUCAAAAGUUUGGCUCCUCCUAGACCUAUAGCCAAAGACAAAAGAUGGGUUAGCGAAUACAGCUUCAAACUUCCUGCUCAAAGCCCACAAAAGACAAAGCCAAGUAAACCUAGUCAACCAAAUAACAUUAAUAGCAUAAAAAUGGGCAAUCGGGGUCCAGUCAAUGAAACAAAAUCUUCAUCGACAAAUAUAAAAGGGGUUCCAGGAUUGGGAUAUAAUCCGGAACAAGUUCCAGACUCUCCAAGAAGUAGACAAAAUAGAUUUGGAGAUAGGGACACAUUUCGUCAUACAUCAUUACCAGUAUAUAGGUAG